CUCCUCUCUGCUACUGCUCGUCUUCAAAAAGCUUCAAAAUAAUCUUUCACAUAUUUUGUACUCUCCCAGAAAAACUGAAGAGAAAAAGAAAAUUAAAGAUGAAAGUUGGAUCUCGUGAAUUUGUGGCUGUUAUAUUGCUUGCAUUCUUUUGUAACCCGGAUCCCGUGUUUGGAAUUAGAUUCGUAAUCGACAGAGAAGAAUGCUUCUCUCACGAUGUUAAGUACGAUGGGGAUACAAUUCAUGUGUCGUUCGUCGUCAUCAAGUCCGAUUCGUCUUGGCAUAACAGUCAUGAGGGUGUUGAUCUUGUGGUGAAAGGACCUUCCGGUGAUCAGAUUCAAGAUUAUCGGGACAAGAUAAGCGAGAAAUUCAAGUUUGUUGCUCGUAAAAAAGGAGUCCACCGUUUCUGCUUCAGCAAUAAAUCUCCUUAUUACGAAACGGUCGACUUCGAUGUACAUGAAAGUCAUUUUUCGUACUAUGAUCAGCAUGCAAAGGAUGAGCAUUUCGACCCUUUGUUAGAACAAAUAUCUAAGUUAGAGGAAGCCCUUUAUAACAUCCAGUUCGAACAGCACUGGUUAGAUGCUCAGACAGAACGUCAGAAAAUUGUAAAUGAUGGAAUGAGUAGAAGAGCAGUUCACAAGGCCUUAUGCGAAUCUGCAGCACUAGUUGGAGCUAGUGUUCUGCAAGUUUACCUACUCCGACGCCUUUUUGAACGAAAGCUUGGAAUGUCCCGGGUUUAGUUCUAGCACUGAACUGCAAUGUUUUAUUAGUUAUAGGAUACUGCAGAUUGUUGUCACCUCAGGCACUUGAUAUAUACAUUGAUUCAUGAAAUCGCUGACAUUUUCUGUUA
Messenger RNA from Hibiscus syriacus, 847 nucleotides. Its product is annotated as transmembrane emp24 domain-containing protein p24beta2-like. NCBI's taxonomy places the organism in Eukaryota, Viridiplantae, Streptophyta, Magnoliopsida, Malvales, Malvaceae. Gene Ontology annotation, cellular component: endoplasmic reticulum-Golgi intermediate compartment; Golgi apparatus; COPII-coated ER to Golgi transport vesicle. The transcript is spliced from 5 exons. Bases 99 to 737 code for a protein of 212 amino acids. The record is from RefSeq and is a predicted model, not a curated record. Gene Ontology annotation, biological process: endoplasmic reticulum to Golgi vesicle-mediated transport; Golgi organization; intracellular protein transport.